CCGGGCGACUGCGGGGGCGCACUGCCGCCCGGCGGCCCCGUCCCCACCCGCAGUCGGCGGCAGCGGGCACCGAGCCCCAGCUUUGUAGAAAGCCAACCUCAGAGAGGCAGACGGGAUGGCUAGCUCAGCCCGGGAGCACCUGCUGUUUGUGAGGCGUCGAAAUCCCCAGAUGCGGUACACACUGAGUCCAGAGAACCUCCAGAGCCUGGCCGCCCAGAGCUCCAUGCCCGAGAAUAUGACUCUACAGCGGGCCAACAGCGACACCGAUCUGGUGACUUCUGAGAGCCGCUCCAGCCUGACUGCCAGCAUGUAUGAGUACACGCUGGGGCAAGCCCAGAACCUCAUUAUCUACUGGGACAUUAAAGAGGAGGUGGACCCCAGUGACUGGAUUGGACUUUAUCACAUAGAUGAGAAUUCUCCAGCCAACUUCUGGGAUUCUAAAAACAGGGGUGUAACUGGAACACAAAAAGGACAAAUUGUAUGGAGAAUUGAGCCUGGGCCCUAUUUCAUGGAGCCGGAGAUAAAAAUCUGUUUCAAAUACUACCACGGCAUUAGUGGAGCCCUGCGAGCCACGACCCCCUGCAUCACGGUGAAGAACCCCGCUGUGAUGAUGGGGGCAGAAGGCAUGGAAGGAGGUGCUUCAGGAAGUCAGCAUUCUCGAAAACUCGUUAGCUUUACGUUGUCUGAUCUUCGGGCAGUUGGGCUAAAGAAAGGGAUGUUCUUCAAUCCUGACCCUUAUCUUAAGAUGUCGAUUCAGCCAGGGAAGAAGAGCAGUUUCCCCACCUGUGCCCACCAUGGGCAGGAGAGGAGGUCUACUAUCAUCAGUAACACCACAAAUCCAAUUUGGCACCGAGAGAAAUAUUCCUUUUUUGCACUCCUUACUGAUGUCUUAGAAAUUGAAAUUAAAGACAAAUUUGCCAAGAGCCGUCCUAUCAUCAAGCGUUUUCUGGGGAAACUAACCAUUCCAGUCCAGAGGCUUUUGGAGCGGCAAGCCAUCGGUGAUCAGAUGCUCAGCUACAACCUCGGCAGAAGGCUCCCAGCUGACCAUGUGAGUGGGUACCUCCAGUUCAGAGUGGAGGUCACAUCUUCUGUGCAUGAAGAUGCUUCUCCAGAAGCUGUUGGCACAAUACUUGUAGUCAAUACUGUGAAUGGAGACCUAGGAAGCCCUUCUGAUGAGGAGGACAUGCCAGGGGGCCAUCAUGACAGCCCGGUUUGUUCCAAUGGACCAGUUUCUGAGGAAAGUGCUAAUGGGACCCCCAAGCAUUCUUUCAGGACUAGCUCUACUCUGGAAAUAGACUCAGAAGAAUUAACCUCUACUUCUUCAAGGACCUCACCUCCCAGAGGACGUCAGGAUUCACUCAAUGAUUAUUUAGAUGCUAUUGAACACAAUGGCCAUUCCAGGUCGGGUGCAACUACUUGUUCGGAAAGGUCCAUGGGAGCCUCUCCGAAACUAAGGAGUAGUUUUCCCACCGACACAAGACUCAAUGCAAUGCUUCAUAUCGACUCAGAUGAAGAAGACCACGAGUUCCAGCAAGACCUGGGUUAUCCAUCCUCCUUGGAGGAGGAAGGAGGGUUGAUAAUGUUUAGCAGGGCAUCAAGAACUGAUGAUGGGAGCCUGACAUCUCAGACAAAGCCAGAAGACAACACGGUGGAGAAUGAGGAAGCCUCCACCAAUGAAGCUGCUUCCUUCGAGGAUAAGCCAGAAAAUCUUCCAGAGCUUGCGGAGAGCUCCUUACCCUCAGGCCCAGUCCCCGAUGAAAGUGAGAAUGCUCCAGAGCCUCCACCAAGUGCUGACCAGGGGAGCACUGAACUGUGUGGCUCUCAAGAGGUAGAUCAGCCCACAAGUGGGGCAGACACGGGCACUUCUGACGCGUCAGGAGGAAGCCGAAGAGCCAUCAGUGAGACGGAGUCCCUUGAUCAGGGGUCUGAGCCUUCCCAGGUGUCCUCGGAAACAGAACCCAGUGACCCUGCCAGGACAGAGAGCGUGAGCGAGGCCAGCACCAGGCCUGAGGGCGAGAGUGACCUGGAAGGGGCCGACAGCUCCUGCAAUGAGAGCGUUACCACGCAGCUGUCCUCGGUGGAGACGCGGUGCUCGUCGCUUGAGAGUGCGCGGUUUCCCGAAACCCCAGCCUUUUCUUCUCAGGAGGAGGAAGAUGGAGCCUGUGCAGCAGAGCCCACCAGCAGUGGCCCCGCUGAAGCGUCACAGGGUCCCGUAUGCACUCCUGGUUCUCUACCUGUAGUGCAGGUGCCCAGUGGAGAGGAGGAUGGGCCAGGGGCAGAAUCGGCUACUUCACCUGACCAGGAGGAGGUGGGCGAGGUCUGGCAGCGGAGGGGGAGCCUGGAGGGAGCUGCCGCUGCUGCUGAGAGCCCGCCCCAAGAAGAGCGUGAUGCGGGGCAUGCCCAAGGGGCUUGUGAAGGGGCCGCUGCCCAGGAGGAGGGCGCCACCGGAGGUUCUCAAGCCAACGGCCACCAGCCAUUGCGAUCACUGCCUUCAGUGCGCCAGGAUGUUAGCCGGUACCAGAGGGUGGACGAGGCUCUCCCACCAAACUGGGAGGCACGCAUUGACAGCCACGGCAGGAUCUUCUACGUGGAUCACGUAAACAGAACCACGACUUGGCAGCGGCCCACAGCUCCCCCUGCCCCGCAGGUGCUGCAGAGGUCCAACUCCAUACAGCAGAUGGAACAGCUGAACCGGCGAUACCAGAGUAUCCGCAGAACCAUGACUAACGAGAGGCCUGAGGAAAAUAGCAAUGCGAUUGAUGGGGCAGGGGAGGAAGCCGACUUUCACCAAGCCAGUGCAGAUUUCCGACGGGAGAACGUCCCGCCCCACUCUACCUCCAGAUCCAGGCUCACGUUGCUGUUACAGUCUCCCCCCGUGAAGUUCCUCAUCAGCCCAGAGUUCUUCACCGUGCUGCAUUCUAACCCUAGUGCCUACCGCAUGUUUACAAACAACACGUGUUUGAAGCACAUGAUCACCAAAGUCCGGCGGGAUACCCACCACUUUGAACGCUACCAGCAUAACCGGGACCUUGUGGGAUUCCUCAACAUGUUUGCAAACAAACAACUGGAGCUGCCGAGGGGCUGGGAAAUGAAACACGAUCAUCAGGGCAAGGCAUUUUUUGUCGACCACAACUCCCGUACCACCACUUUCAUCGAUCCCCGGCUCCCGCUUCAGAGCAGCAGACCCACGAGCGCGCUGGUGCAUCGACAGCACCUGACCAGGCAGCGCAGCCACAGCGCAGGCGAGGUAGGAGAAGAUUCUCGACAUGCAGGACCACCAGUUCUUCCCAGGCCAUCGAGUACAUUCAACACAGUCAGUAGGCCACAGUACCAGGACAUGGUUCCAGUGGCUUACAAUGACAAGAUUGUUGCAUUUCUGCGCCAGCCCAACAUCUUUGAAAUUCUACAGGAGCGUCAACCUGAUCUUACCAGGAAUCACUCACUCAGGGAGAAGAUCCAAUUUAUCCGAACUGAAGGGACCCCAGGAUUGGUGCGUCUUUCAAGUGAUGCCGACCUUGUUAUGUUGCUGAGUUUAUUUGAAGAAGAGAUAAUGUCAUAUGUGCCUCCACAUGCCUUACUCCAUCCCAGCUACUGUCAGUCCCCACGUGGCUCUCCUGUGUCCUCUCCCCAGAACUCGCCAGGUACUCAGCGUGCCAAUGCCCGUGCUCCAGCCCCUUACAAGCGAGACUUUGAAGCCAAACUAAGAAACUUUUACAGGAAGUUAGAGACUAAAGGAUAUGGACAAGGCCCAGGGAAAUUAAAGUUAAUUAUCAGAAGAGAUCACUUGCUCGAAGAUGCUUUUAAUCAGAUUAUGGGCUACUCCAGAAAAGACCUGCAGAGAAAUAAGCUGUACGUCACAUUUGUUGGGGAGGAAGGGCUGGAUUACAGUGGACCUUCCAGAGAGUUUUUCUUCCUGGUAUCCAGAGAACUCUUUAACCCAUAUUAUGGCUUAUUUGAAUAUUCAGCCAAUGACACAUACACAGUACAAAUAAGUCCCAUGUCUGCUUUUGUAGACAAUCACCAUGAAUGGUUCCGGUUCAGUGGUAGGAUCCUUGGUCUUGCACUAAUUCACCAGUAUUUGUUGGAUGCCUUCUUCACACGGCCCUUUUAUAAGGCUCUUCUCAGAAUUCUCUGUGACCUGAGUGAUCUAGAAUACCUUGAUGAAGAAUUUCACCAGAGCCUGCAGUGGAUGAAAGACAAUGACAUCCAUGACAUCCUGGACCUCACGUUCACUGUGAACGAAGAAGUUUUUGGGCAGAUUACUGAACGAGAAUUAAAACCAGGGGGUGCUAACAUCCCAGUCACCGAGAAGAAUAAGAAGGAGUACAUCGAGAGGAUGGUGAAAUGGAGGAUUGAGAGGGGUGUUGUGCAGCAAACAGAGAGCUUAGUGCGUGGCUUUUAUGAGGUGGUGGAUGCCAGGCUGGUAUCUGUUUUUGAUGCAAGAGAACUAGAACUGGUCAUCGCAGGCACAGCUGAAAUAGACCUAAGUGAUUGGAGGAACAACACAGAAUAUAGAGGAGGAUAUCACGACAAUCAUAUUGUAAUUCGGUGGUUCUGGGCUGCAGUGGAAAGAUUCAACAAUGAACAACGACUAAGGUUGUUACAGUUUGUUACAGGCACAUCCAGCAUUCCCUAUGAAGGAUUUGCUUCUCUCCGAGGGAGUAACGGCCCAAGAAGAUUCUGUGUGGAGAAAUGGGGGAAAAUCACCGCUCUUCCCAGAGCUCACACUUGUUUUAACCGUCUGGAUCUCCCUCCGUACCCAUCCUUCUCCAUGCUUUAUGAAAAACUCUUGACAGCAGUUGAAGAGACCAGUACCUUUGGACUUGAGUGACCUGGAGGCACAAUGCCCCGCUCCGUGUAGACAGGCAAUUCCAGAAGCUGCCUCUAGAAGAAUGGCUGAACAUUGGAAGUUUCAAGAGUACACUUCCAUUAGAGUAAAGCUGAGUGCUAUUAUUUUCCAGGAACACGUGUUCUGUCACAUUUGGGGACUGGAUAGUGGUGAUGAGUCCUCUUGGAAGGAUUUGGGUGAGCUUGAUGCCCAGGGAACCACCCAACAAUCUUUCAAUCAACAGUUCUUGACUGCCAAACUUUUUUCCAUUUGUUAUGUUCCAAGACAAAGAUGAACCUGUACACGAUCAGCUCCAUGAUAACUUUUAGAGACUCAGGAGAAUCUUGAAACUUACCUUUGAACAUGAUUCAAGCCAAAUUGGCAGCACUUGGCCCAGUCUCCAAAUUAGUGCAAGUUAAAUAAUAUAAUAAAAACAAAUAUAUCUCCUGAAAAUACAUUCAUUUAAGCCCUAAGUUAUAACAGAAUAUUCAUUUUCUUGCUUAUGAGUGCCUGCAUGGUGUGCACCAUAGGUUUCAGCUUUCAUGGGACACAGUGAAAAUGAAACCAAGUCAA
Messenger RNA from Eubalaena glacialis (North Atlantic right whale), 5401 nucleotides. It is a transcript of the gene HECW2, whose product is annotated as HECT, C2 and WW domain containing E3 ubiquitin protein ligase 2. The transcript is spliced from 29 exons. NCBI's taxonomy places the organism in Eukaryota, Metazoa, Chordata, Mammalia, Artiodactyla, Balaenidae. The coding region runs from base 116 to 4831 and encodes 1571 amino acids. Gene Ontology annotation, biological process: regulation of dendrite morphogenesis. The record is from RefSeq and is a predicted model, not a curated record. Gene Ontology annotation, molecular function: protein binding; ubiquitin-protein transferase activity.